Messenger RNA from Chara braunii, 3109 nucleotides. The record is from the annotation of a GenBank genome assembly. NCBI's taxonomy places the organism in Eukaryota, Viridiplantae, Streptophyta, Charophyceae, Charales, Characeae.
GCCCCUAUAGCAAGGAGCAGCAAGAGAAGAUGGCCGCCUUAGUCAAAGAGAAUAGGGAGAGGAAAGAGCGUGAGAAGUAGGCGAAGCUAAAGGCUAUCGCAGAUGAGCGGGCGGCGAAGAUGAAGGAAGUGGACAAGGAGACGAAGAAAAAGGAGAAGGCUGCUGAAGAAGAAGCGGCAGCAGAAGAAGAGAAAGAGAGGAUGAGAAUCGAGAGUAGAGAAGGGAGUAGUGGCAUGAAGAAGGACACAGACGCUGAGAUUGAGAAAAAGAUCACCAAGUGGGUUGCUAACUUAUCGUUGGGAGAAGAUGAAGAGGUGGAGUCAUAUGUGACUGAAGAUGAGAAGGCCGCACUGGCCGCUGAGCUAGCAGCCAUGACGGAUCCUAUGGAACGAAGAGAGAGGGAAGACGAGCAGAAGUUGCAAUGGAAGUUGAGAAUGAAGAGGGAGAAGAGGAGGAGGAGAGAAGAAGUGAAUAAGAUGACCGCAGCAGUGGCAAAGGUGCAGGAGUGUAGAGCGGAGGUGCUGGCCCAGCCAGAUGAUAAGGCCAAGUGGGACAAGGUACUGGGCUACCUAGAGGUGUUGAGCAAGGCCUGGAUGGAGGAGCGCCAGGCAAGUUGGAGCCAGGAUGUAGCGUUGAGUGCCAUGCAGUCUGGUUUCAGGGAUUUUGCGCACGAAAUCGUCUCCCACAUUGGGGGCGAAGUCAAACAGUUGAGGGACAAUGUAGGAAAGUUUUGUGAAGGCGCCAUUGAAGGUGCAAAAGCCAUAGCCGUUGUAGAUGGCGAGGCCAGACCCCGUAAGGAGCCUGUCAAGCUCAAGUUCCCAGACGUGUACGGGGGAAAGAAGGAGGAGAACUUUGACAACUGGGAGGCCAGUGUCAACAGUUACAUUUAUUUACAGCAUAUCCUGAUAGAGGAGCAAGUCCUCGUGGCCUUCCAGGCCCUGAAGGACGAAGCGGCUAGCUUCGCCARGUCCCUUGCGCGCGCAGCCGGUUGUGAAAACAACCUGGUUGCAUAUUCCAAAGUCACCCCCCUCUCUCAGUUCCUCAAGCUCCUUAAGGAGCGAUUUGCUGACCCAACGCGAGGCGUCAGAGCCUCAGAUAAGUUGCAGACAAUCCACUCACAGCAGUGGAGGAGUGCCACGGCACUCAAGGGUACCAUGGACGACUUAGUAGCCGUCCCGGACCAUGGGGUCACUGAGCCCCAGCUGGUCCAGUUGUUUUAUCGUGCCAUGCCAGAGGCCCUACGCGGGCAUUUCUUUGACAARUCUCARCAGGCCRGCAUCACYUAUGAUGCAUURAGUAGAGAAGUCGUCYUGUAUGAGUCRAAGUCUAUGCYAGUUACCACUUUCUGGCAUAAGGACCURGAGAAGGGGAAGAAGUGGAAGGAUCGUACCAUCUCAGGCCAAGUCAAGGCCAAGGAUCACUUGAUCCUGACAUUAGAGGAGGGUGGUACAGACGAGGACCCAUAUGAUCAGAUUGAGUGGGGCCUAGGGGAGGAGGACAGUAGUGUAGGGCAGGGGAGGUCUUACGCUGUUGUCGCGGCUGGAGGGAGGCCGCAAGGCCCGUGCCUAGCUAGCUGUCUAGAGGCCGCCUAUGUUAGCGUCUCUUUAGGCACGUCCCUCACAGGUGUGGCAGAAGAGUUGAAGGAGAGAAUGCCAGCCUGGGCCAAGAUGAAGAAAGAGAGCAAAGGACAACUAAUCUUGAUAGACGUAGAGGUUUUUAGAAGUAGAGUAGGUGCCCUUAUAGACUCAGGGGUCACCCAUAGUUAUAUUAGCCGCAGGGCGUUGAAGAAGUUGAGGUUAGGAUUGAAAGUCCAAAAGUUGGCAGACCCCAUAGUCAGUGUCCUCGCAGACAACCGCACGAUGCGAGUUGAGGACUAUGUAGAGGGAGUCCAGGCAUACUUUGGCCUAGAGAAGGAUGGGAAGGUGGAGAAAGUUCUCCAUUCCCUGACUCUCCUCGUACAGGAUGACCUUCCUUUCGAUGUAGUGUUAGGAAUGGAUAGGGGGGAGGCAGUCGGGGCCACACUCCAUUUGAGAGAGCAUGAGUGUAGGCUCCCUAGUCCGUCAGGCGAGGUUAAGACUACCCGCCUGUUUCAUGUGUCAGGUGUAGAUAACGCCUUGGCGCAUUGCUGUCUCAGUGCUCCCACGUUCGCGCUGUUAGUGAAAAAUAAGCAAUUAGAGGAGCAGGUCUUUGUAGUGUAUGUUAGACCUGUCACCGAGGGCAAGGAAGAGGUAACUUCCACGGAUCCAACCAUAGCCAAGUUGCUAGAAGAGAUCAAAGACUUGACUGAGUUGCCAACAGGGGUAGUGUCGCGACCCAUCCAGCACAGGAUAGAGAUAGAGCUUGGCAGUACAACUCCUAAGGGUGCAGUGUACAGGAUGUCUCCUAGAGAGUUAGAGGAGCUUCACAUGCAAUUAGACGAGCUCCUUGAGAAAGGUUGGAUCAAACCCAGUUCGUCUCCUUUUGGAGCACCCGUUUUGUUUGUCUCGAAGAAGGAAGGAGAGUUGAGAAUGUGUAUAAACUAUAGGGGUUUGAAUGCGAUUACUGUGAAAAAUGCUGAGCCGCUGCCCAGGAUAGACGAUCUUUUAGAUCGGGUGCGGGGUUGUAAGUAUUUCACAAAGAUAGACUUGAAGUCCGAUUAUCAUCAGAUAGAGGUCCAUCCUGAUGAUCAGUAUAAGACUGCGUUCCGGACUAGGUUGCUGAAGAAAGAGGCAAUCUGGCAAUGGGACAAAGACUGUACAUCUGCGCUCAAGAAGUUAAAGCGCGCGUUAAUAGAGUAUCCUGUCCUCAAAGUUGCAGAUCCGUCUUUGCCAUUUGUCGUCACCAUGGACGCAAGUCAGUAUGGGAUAGGCGUCGUGUUGCAGCAAGACGACGGCAAUGGCUAUAGACCCGUAGAGUUCAUGUCAGCGAGGAUGCCCUGUGAGAAGGUUGCUACCUCCACGUACGAGAGAGAACUCGACGCUCUCAGACAGGCUUUAGACCAUUGGAAGCACUAUCUGCUUGGGAGGCACUUCAAAGUGUAUUCUGACCACGAGACACUUCGUUGGUUAAAGACAGGCAGAGAUAAACCAAUUCGACUUUGAGCUCAAACCAAUGAAGGGCAAAUACAACU